GAAUGGUUCGUGGACAUGAAGCUACAUUAUUCUGUUUCGUGGAUAUGAAGCUACCAUUAUUCUUAGCAUUUUAUAGUUUGAGGGGUGAGCGUCUCCGUAUAGACUAUAAAGGUGGCGGGGUUUGUAUGAGAGUGUGGCCGGCAAAGGGUGUGGAGGUGGGCUAUCGGUUGGAAAAAAUGGGAGCAGAGGCAGAGCCCUUCCCUAGCAGCAACAACUACAGCUAUGACAAUCGGGAUGGCGAGGUAAAGGUGAACGUAGAGGCUGACGCUGACGCUCCUCUCAUCCUGGGUCUCCAACCGGCGGCCCUUGUCGAUCAUGUGGCCCGAGUCGACUGGUCCUUUCUACAUAAAAUCCCCGGUGAUCGCGGUGGCUCUAUUCCUGUAGCAAUUGAAGAGCUUGAGCUCAUGGUGAGUGAGUUGAGAACCCAUAUCCUCGCAUCCCCUGAUGAUCCGUUUUCCACGAAGACAAUGGCUGGGGGCAGUAUCGCAAAUACAAUGCGGGAACUAAGUGCAGGUUUUGGGAUCUCCAGUGGAAUAAUUGGGGCCUAUGGGGAUGAUGAGCAAGGUCAGUUAUUUGUGCGCAACAUGACCUCUAAUGGAGUGAACCUCUCUAGAUUGAGGAUGAAGAAAGGACGCACUGGUCAGUGUGUUUGCCUGAUUGAUGAAUUGGGCACCCGUACCAUGCGGCCUUGUCUCUCCAAUGCUGUGAAAGUUCAGGCGGAUGACUUGACUAGAGAGGAUUUCAAAGGCUCUAAGUGGUUGUCUUUGAGAUAUGCAGUAUUCAAUUUAGAGGUUAUUUGGGAAGCUAUAAAGAUUGCCAAACAAGAGGGUCUUUACGUGUCCCUUGAUUUGGCCAGUUUUGAGAUGGUUCGGAACUUUAAAUUACCUCUUCUAGAGUUACUGGAGUCAGGAAAUAUAGACCUCUGUUUCGCCAAUGAGGAUGAAGCAAAAGAACUGCUAAGGGGUAAAGAAAAUGCUGAUCCUGAGAUUGCGCUUGAAUUUCUGGCCAAACACUGCCAAUGGGCUGUUGUAACAUUGGGCCCUAAUGGAUGCAUUGCUAAGCAUGGAAAAGAGGUUGUCCGGGUUCCAGCCAUCGGGGAAACCAAGGCAAUUGAUGCCACUGGAGCAGGCGACCUAUUUGCAAGUGGAUUUUUAUACGGAUUGGUAAAAGGGUUAUCUCUGGAGGAAUGCUGUAAAGUUGGUUCAUGCAGUGGUGGAUCCGUCAUCCGCUCUCUUGGAGGCGAGACGACCCCAGAGAAUUGGCAAUGGAUGUUCAAGCAGAUGCAUAUCAAUUCACUGCCCGUACUCGAUAGACAUAAACAAUCUCCAUGAAUCAUGGUAGUGGUUCUCCCCAUUGUUACUAUUUUUGAGAGGGAGCCGUACGUUGUUGCAUUUUGGGGCUGGCUCAAGUUAGCCUUUCAAGACUAUUUUCUCCCCACUAAUAAUUCAACGUCAUCUUUUGUCAAGGCUUUUAAAAUCUUGGAUUGUCGUCUCAUUUGAGUUGGGGAAUGGCUGCUGUGCCGAUCAACAUUUCGUCGUUUGAUUACAUAAUUCACAUGAGAUGAGAUGUUUUAUUUAAAAUUGAAUACAAUAUAUUAUAAUAUAAUUUUUUAAUAUUAGUUUUGUUUUGGAA
Molecule: messenger RNA, 1632 nt
Organism: Carya illinoinensis
Lineage: Eukaryota; Viridiplantae; Streptophyta; Magnoliopsida; Fagales; Juglandaceae
Exons: 8
Coding region: 3-1331 (442 amino acids)
Source: RefSeq, a predicted model, not a curated record